UGGCCUCAACUUCCACCUUCGGGCACACAUUCCAAACGGGAGAGAAAGAAGAAGAUGGCAAGAGAAAGGAAGGCUGGAAGUGACCAACUCAUUCGAGAAUUCAAUGUGGCUGUCUGUCCAAAAGAGCAACCAACUCCAUAUCCUGUUCGGGCAAUGACCAUGGAACGUGCCUAUUCUCAAUUUGAGAAACGUCAAUUGCGUCAUUUCUUCAUCUACUACCAGCUAUCGAGUCAAUCGUUUAAGGACGUGAAUAAAAUUCCUCUUGAACUGCCAUUGAUGAUUGCAUAUAAAUCGGACACUGGAAAUGUUGUGCACUCCCAAAUCAAACGAUUUGUCUCUAAGGAGAAUAACAACAACAACGACAACAAGAAUGCUGAGUUGUGGUGUGCUAUUCCAUAUGAUUCUAAUGGAAAUCCUGUUGCUGAGCCAUAUCAUCUGGGGUAA
Molecule: messenger RNA, 444 nt
Organism: Meloidogyne enterolobii
Lineage: Eukaryota; Metazoa; Nematoda; Chromadorea; Rhabditida; Meloidogynidae
Source: the annotation of a GenBank genome assembly